Molecule: messenger RNA, 2120 nt
Organism: Linum trigynum
Lineage: Eukaryota; Viridiplantae; Streptophyta; Magnoliopsida; Malpighiales; Linaceae
Source: the annotation of a GenBank genome assembly
GAGAAGAUUGGAAUCCAAGUAGCUUAGUAGUAGUCUUCGAUCCUCUACAUUUCUCUUCGUUCUAAAGCCAUUCUCGAGUUCCUUUGUUUGAUUCGUGAGAGACACGUUGCGUGGAAGUUCUAAUAUGGGAAAUUCACGUAACACUUGGCAUCAGAGCCUGGUUGCUCAACAACAAGGUUACAGGUUACCAACAUCAUCAUCGCACGCCGACAGGAUUGACAACCAGAGCAAAUGAUGGGCAAAACCCGAGCCACCAACAUCGAUGAGACAGAAACCUAUCCCGUUGUUCGAGUUCAGGAAAAGGAGGGAAGGAUAGAAACCCUCGAAGGACGAGUCAAUCAACUUACCGAGCAGCUGAAGGGGGUUGAUCAAAAGCUUGAGCGCAAAAUCGACGGCUUAGCUAAUACCGUAGCCGAAAUUCAAGCUCGGACGAAUGAGAUCCACGCUUGAGUCGACGAAAGGUACGUCAAUCUAAAGGAAAUGAUCGGACUCCUCCUCGCCGAGCGGAAAGGAGCGACCAACCCAGGGAACAAGGUUAACGAAGACCUCGUAGACUCCUCACCGGAACGAAUUGCACUCCUUACUGCCGAAGCGAAACUGAAGAAACCUGUUCCAUAUCACGAUGAGGUCAAGAUCGUGGAUGAAACUUCGCCAUCGACCAGGGAUCAAGGCGGCGACACCAAAGCUGGCGGCAAGACAGGCAGCGUUACGGUCAGACCGGAGUGGGGGUACAUGGUCGGAGCGGGAUUCGACGAGGCAGGAGGCUACGCGGGAGGACCUCCUCAUGUCUCAGUGGUUCAGAUGGCGGAAGAAGGAGGCGCUAACUCAAAGAAGACAUGCCGACUUGGAGGGCUAGGUAUACUGGGUCUAGGACCGGGAAGGACGGGAUCGGCCUAGUUUUGCAUUGGGGACCCUCACACAAUGCACCAGCGGGGUGGGCCGAGUGUGGGCCGACCUAGAAUGGUCAGAGAGGAAUCAUUCGCAGCUGGGCUAGGGUGCGGGACCGCGGCUGGCGGACCAGGCAGGUGGGCCGCACAAGGGCUGGGUUCGGGAAAUCCAACUAGGCCGGGGGACGCAGGCUGGCCAUUGGUCGGGCCGGGAAGGUAUCAUGGAGGAUGGAGCGGAGGGCCAUCUAGACCGGGUGGCGGGCCAACAGGCCCAAUGAGCGGAGAUGGGCCCAAUGGAGGAUAGGGGAACGGACCAACAAGUCGAACCGGCGGAGAAUGGAAUCAAGGGGGUGGAUGGUCGAAUUGAACUGAUGAUCGACCCGGGUAUUUUCGGCCCAAAGAAGCUCAACUGGAAUUUCCAAAAUUCAAUGGAACCGAAGAUCCUUCCGGGUGGUUUGCCUACGUGGAACAAUUCUUCAAAUUUCAGGGAACACACGAAGAUUACAAGGCUCCUCUAGCGUCUUUUCAUCUGGAAGGAGACGCAAACCAGUGGUGACACUGGCUCGAUCGAGCUUACCUGGCGUCUGGCAUGGUGAUCACGUGGCCACGAUUUUAUGAAGAGUUGUGGGCAUGAUUUGGGUCAUCGGAAAGCACCUCCAGUCAUGAAGCUUUGGCGAAGUUAAGCAGACUGGAUCCCUCGAUGACUAUCUUUUGACAUUUGAGAAAUUGGGGAAUCGCUGCUAUGAAUGGCCGGAGGAGGCUCAUGUGGGGUCCUUCGUGGGCGGUCUUAAACUGGACAUAGCCGACGCUAUUCGCAUGUUUCGACCAACAACGGUAAGAGAUGCAAUUUGCCUUGCUUAGGUGAAAAAUGAUGAGCUGGUCAAACAUCGUGGAUUGUCGUGGAAUCCUCCAACGCGGCAACGAUGGAAGCCGAGCAAGAGACAGGAGCGCCGCCGCUCGAACAGGUCUGCCGCGCAAUCUUAAUGCUUGCAGGAUGUCACCGGAAGAAGUUGCGCAACGCAGGGCCAAGGGUCUCUGUUUUCAUUUUGAUGAACGCUUCACAAUCGGUCAUCAUUGCCCUAACAAGAAUGUGUUGCUUAUUAUUGGAGCGCGCAACGAGAAAGAGGAGGGUUGGUUCAUCCAUGAAGAUGACCAACCUUGAGGGCAAGGUUGCGCUUAAGGGGGGAGGAUUGUUACGAUACGAGCCAUUCAUAAUAAUCUAGGAAUUUCUGG